Jatropha curcas is the source of this 1836-nucleotide messenger RNA. NCBI's taxonomy places the organism in Eukaryota, Viridiplantae, Streptophyta, Magnoliopsida, Malpighiales, Euphorbiaceae. The record is from RefSeq and is a predicted model, not a curated record.
AUGGUUGUUCAGCAAGUACAAUUGGGAAAAGCUUACAAUGGCUUUCCUCUUUUGGUCAUUGCUCCUGUUUUGGUUCAAAUCCUAUCAGAUCAAAUCCCUGAUGUUAUUGGAGAGUGGUCAUCCAAGCAAAAGAAAAGAAAGGAACCUUGCGGGAACCUUGCCAUUUCUAUUAAGUCAGCCAUUUUUUCAUGGGAAGAUAGUUCAUCAAAGCCAACACUAAGAAAUGUAAAUUUGGAGAUUAGACCUGGCGAAAAGGUGGCUGUGUGUGGAGAAGUUGGCUCUGGCAAAUCAACACUUUUAGCAGCAAUUCUUGGAGAAGUUCCUAAUACACAGGGAAGUAUUCAAGUUAGAGGAAGGAUUGCCUAUGUCUCUCAAGUGGCUUGGAUCCAGACCGGAACAAUACAAGACAACAUUUUAUUUGGAUCAGCCAUGGAUAGCCACCGGUACCAAGACACACUUGAGAGAUGCUCAUUAGUAAAGGAUCUUGAGUUGCUUCCUUAUGGCGACCUUACAGAAAUAGGAGAAAGAGGAGUAAACCUUAGUGGCGGACAAAAGCAGCGAAUUCAACUUGCUCGUGCUCUCUAUCAGGAUGCUGAUAUAUAUCUCUUGGAUGAUCCAUUUAGUGCUGUUGAUGCACAAACUGCUACGAGCUUAUUUAAUGAAUAUGUUAUGUGGGCACUUUCAAGGAAGACUGUCCUGCUUGUGACGCAUCAAGUGGAUUUUCUGCCAGCAUUUGAUUCAGUUUUGUUGAUGUCAGAUGGAGAAAUCCUGCAAGCAGCUCCUUAUCAUCAGCUAUUGGCCUCAAGCCAAGAAUUUCAAGACCUUGUCAAUGCUCAUAAAGAGACAGCUGGUUCUCAGAGGCUUGCUGAGAUUAGUACUCCACAGAAAAAAGGAUCAUCUGAUGUGGAGAUCAAGAAGACAUAUGUAGAGAAGCAACUUGAAGUAUCUAAAGGAGACCAAUUGAUCAAACAAGAAGAGAAAGAAGUAGGGGACACAGGAUUUAAGCCUUACAUUCAGUAUCUGAAACAGAACAAAGGAUACUUGUACUUCUCCCUGGCUGCUCUUGGUCACCUUACGUUUGUGAUUGGACAGAUAUCACAGAAUUCUUGGAUGGCAGCUAAUGUUGACAAGCCUCACGUCAGUCCAUUGCGGUUGAUUGCAGUCUACCUGAUUAUUGGAUUUUCUUCAACACUGGUUUUGCUAUGUAGAUCUCUGGCAACAGUUGUUUUGGGUCUUGAAUCAUCAAAGUCUAUUUUUUCACAACUAUUAAAUUCCCUAUUCCGCGCACCUAUGGCUUUUUAUGACUCCACACCACUUGGAAGAAUACUUAGUCGGGUGUCAUCUGAUCUAAGUAUUGUUGAUCUUGAUGUUCCAUUCACUCUAAUCUCUGCUGUGGCGGUUACUACAAAUGUUUAUGCUAAUCUUGGAGUACUGGCUGUUGUUUCCUGGCAAGUCCUGUUUGUCUCCAUACCAAUGAUUCAUCUGGCAAUUCGUUUACAGAGGUAUUACUUUGCUUCUGCAAAAGAGUUGAUGAGGAUCAAUGGUACAACCAAGUCUUUGGUGGCAAAUCAUUUGGCGGAGUCUGUGGCAGGUGCUAUGACAAUAAGGGCUUUUGAGGAGGAAAAUCGAUUCUUUGCAAAGAAUCUUGACCUCAUUGACACAAAUGCUAGUCCUUUCUUCCACAGUUUUGCAGCAAAUGAGUGGUUAAUUCAACGGUUGGAAAUGUUCAGUGCAACUGUUGUUGCCUCUGCAGCACUCUGCAUGGUUUUGCUUCCUCCUGGAACUUUUAGCUCUGGUGAGCAGAUAAACUUUCUUCACUAGAAUUUGCUUGGCUCA